Coregonus sp. 'balchen' is the source of this 13485-nucleotide messenger RNA. NCBI's taxonomy places the organism in Eukaryota, Metazoa, Chordata, Actinopteri, Salmoniformes, Salmonidae. The record is from the annotation of a GenBank genome assembly.
AUGGCAAUGUCUAAUGAAAUCUAUGCCAAUGAUGAGUUUGAUAAUGACAAUGAUGAGGCCGCUGACAGGGUUGAGAAUAUUUAUAUCAAUGAAGUUACCAUCAAUUCUCAUGACUCCAGAAACAAGACAAAGGACAUUUUCCCAAAGUGUAGACCCCCGGCUACAAACCCAGGUACUGAGAGCUCAGAGAGGAGAUCCACCAGAGCAGCUCCAGUGUGUCUGGGGCUGCUGUGUGUUCUCUUACUGGCUGGGAUCAUCAGUAGUGGUUUGUUGUCCUAGGCUACCUGUCUAAAAUGCUUGCUUGCUAGCCUAACUUCCUUUCAUGGGCAACGCUGCGCUUGGCCAGCUAGUAAUCAUUAGCAUACUACAUCUAGCUACAUGUUGAACUUCCAUCCUCUCAGGCCAGGGGCACAAUGUAUGAAUUUAUGGUUAGAUCAGAAUCACUGUUAUAAUCAUUGGCCAGUACGGAGAAUUAAGUAAAACCACAAGUCCAAAUCCCUAUCUCCAUCCAUUGUGUAAGGGAUCGGGGGUUGGCUGGGUCUAGACAGAGUCUGACACUUCCCCGAUCUACAGAGAGGGGGAGUCAUCAGACUCGAUCUGGUUCACCUGAGUUCUGAGCACACCUGUCCAUAAUUAGGGUAGGAUAUAAGGUGUGCUCAGAGGUUCAGUCGGUGCGAGGUAUUGUUCCUUUGUGACUUGCUAAGCGUUUUGUUCCGAGAGAGAGAGAGAGAGAGAGAGAGAGAGAGAGAGAGAGAGAGAGAGAGAGAGAGAGAGAGAGAGAGUUUGUUGUUUUGAUUACCCCGUGUAUCCGACCUGUGCCUUGCUGUUUGACUCCCCGUAUUGCUUAAUCCUCUGCUUGUCUGUCCCAGUGAUUACUGUUCUCUGAUCCUGUGCCUGUGACCUCGACUACGACUAAGCCCGUUCCUUUGGUACCUCUGCCUGUCUAUGCCUGGCCUGGUUUUGACCACAGCCGCCCGACCACGAUUAAGCUAUUCCCUUGUCUGUACUCUAAUAAAGCAUCGCUAUUCUGCGAUUGGAUCUUACCACUCUGUCCGAGUAUUCAUUACAGAAUACCUUGCCAUUACCAUGGAUCCAGCGGAAUUACAGAGGCGAUGGGAGAUACAGGAGAAACGCAUGGAUGAACUCCUACAGCUACUCAACGCUGGUGCAGCAGAAGGCACCACCCCGAGUACGGUCAGUCCUCGUCAUGCACCUCCGAUUUCUAUACCGACAAGGUACGACGGGGAACCUGGCAAAUGUCAGGGGUUUCUACUCCAGAUGUCCCUGUAUGUGUCGUAUAAUCGUACUAUGUUUUCCGAUGACCGUAGCAGGGUGGAUUUCAUGAUUUCUCUGCUAACGGGAAGAGCACUGGAUUGGGCUACUGCGCUUUGGGCAGCUGAGGUCCCCGAGUUGAAUGCGGAAGUUCAGUUCAAGAGACUGUUUCAAGAGGUGUUCGACCACCCGUAUCUGGGCGUAGUGUGGGAGACCAACUAUGCGAACUUCAGCAGGGCCGUCGCACAGUAGCCGACUACGCUUUAGAGUUCCGUACUAUAGCAGCCGGUAGCGGAUGGAGCGAGACGGCUUUGCUCACAGUUUUCCGAACAGGGCUGCGCAAAGACGUACAGACUGAGUUGGCUUGUCGAGGAGAUAUCACUGCGCUACAUGAGUUUAUCAAAAUAGCCAUCUCUAUUGAUAAUCUUAUAGUGCAACACAAGGCAUCCACAGUCCGGGAGCCCUCGAUCACUGGUCCUAUGCAAUCGACAGAGCGGAGGAGAGAAUCUGAGGAGGAACCUAUGCAACUGGGACGGUCACCUCUACCAGGUUCGGUGAGACAACAACGUCGGCAAGACGGACUAUGCCUGUAUUGUGGUCAGGCGGGUCAUUUCGUUCGUCAAUGUCCGGUACGACCUAACCGUACCCCAGGAUAUCGCCUCGGAACUGCCAAACCGGUGAGUGAGACUCCAGUGUUGAACAUUACAUCUAAACAAAUGUAGGUGCCUGUCACCUUAUCUGUCGGAGAGAAAGUGCGCAGGUUGGAGGGACUUAUUGAUUCCGGAGCGGCUGCCAGCUUUCUGGAUAUGGGUCUUGCUGAGGAGUUGGGAGUUCAACUUAUCCCCAUUCAACCUCCCCUGAGAGUCAACGCGCUAGACGGUGAGCCCAUGGGCACUGGGUUCAUUACGCACCGUACCGGGGAAAUCAAGUUACAAGUGGGCUCCCUGCACCAUGAGAACAUCAUUAUGUUUGUCAUCUCCGCCCCACGGGAGCCGCUAGUCCUUGGCCACCCCUGGCUCGUUACCCAUGAUCCGGUCAUCUCCUGGAAAUCUGGCGAUAUCACGGCUUGGAGUGAUGUAUGUAGGGCUGAGUGCCUCAUUUUACCUUGCAAAACGUCUACUGUGGAGGAUGCGAAGGGUGCGGUGUCUACUGUUGUUCCUACAGAGUACCAGGAUUACGCGCAGGUGUUCUCCAAGGAGAGGGCUUCCGUGCUACCACCGCAUCGGGCCUGGGAUUGUGCAAUUGAUCUGCUAUCCGGGGCUACCCCUCCUCGCGGACGAAUCUACCCUUUGUCUCAGCCGGAACGGGAAUCUAUGAGCCAGUAUAUUGAUGAGGCACUUCAGCAAGGGGCCAUUCGCCCAUCUACGUCUCCCGCCGCAUCCAGUUUUUUCUUUGUUAAGAAAAAGGAUGGCGGACUUCGUCCUUGCAUAGACUAUCGAGGUUUGAACGAUAUCACCAUAAAAAAUCGUUACCCCCUUCCUUUGAUUCCAGCGGCCCUCGAGCAGGUGGGGCAAGUCUCCAUCUACAGUAAACUGGACCUCAGGAGUGCGUACAAUCUGGUGCGCAUUAGAGAGGGGGAUGAAUGGAAGACCGCCUUCAUCACCCAUCGAGGACAUUAUGAAUAUUGUGUUAUGCCCUAUGGACUUACUAACGCGCCCUCUGUGUUCCAGGCGUUCAUGAAUGACAUUUUUAGGGACUUGAUUGAUCGUUUCGUCAUAGUGUACAUUGAUGACAUCCUAAUCUACUCUAACUCUCUGAGUGAACAUGUGUCCCAUGUACGACAGGUUCUGGACCGACUCCGCCAACACUCUCUGUUCGUGAAGGCCGAGAAGAGUGAAUUCCAUGUCACGACGAUUUCCUUCCUUGGGGCCAUACUCACUCCCGACGGGGUAAGACUGGAUGAAUCCAAGGUACAAGCUGUACGAGACUGGCCUCAACCCCAGACGGUGAAAGAGCUUCAGAGAUUCUUGGGGUUUGCCAAUUACUAUAGACGGUUCGUGCGUAAUUUCAGCACCACCGCAGCUCCCCUGUCGGCGAUGACCAGCCACAAGGGGCGUGGUCUGAAAUGGACGGAGGGGGCAGUGCAGGCUUUUGAGACAUUAAAACAACGAUUUACCACCGUUCCCAUUUUGUGUCAGCCGGAUCCUACGUUGCCGUUCAUCGUGGAGGUGGACGCCUCGGAGGUUGGAGUUGGAGCCGUGCUAUCCCAGCGCCAAGGUGAGCUGCCCAAAUCACGACCCUGUGCCUUUUUUUCUAAGAAGCUGAAUCCGGCCGAGCAGAACUACGACGUGGGAAAUCGUGAAUUGCUGGCGGUGAAGUUAGCACUGGAGGAGUGGAGACAUUGGCUGGAGGGAGCAGCUCAUCCGUUCCAAGUGCUCACGGACCACCGCAAUCUGGAGUAUCUUCACAGUGCUAAACGACUGAACUCCCGACAGGCAAGGUGGUCUUUGUUCUUCAACCGUUUCCAAUUCACUGUCUCUUAUAUUCCCAGGUCCAAGAAUUGUAAGGCGGACGCGCUUUCCCGACGGUUCGAGCGCGCUGACAGACCGGUUGAACCAGAACCUAUCCUCCCCAUGAGUUGCCGUGCUGGCCCUGUGAGGUGGGCUAUCGAUGACACGAUUCAGGAGAGCCUACAAGCGGAACCAGCCCCUCCAGAAACCCCGGUGUCGAAGGUGUUUGUACCAGCUUCGCUUCGACCUCAACUGAUGGAAUGGUGCCACACGUCGCUACGAUCUGGUCAUCCCGGAAUCACUCGAACUACUCGACUCAUCAGUCGAAAAUACUGGUGGGAUUCCCUCACAGAUGACGUCCGAGACUACGUAUUAUCCUGCCCAGUUUGUGCUCAGUCCAAGGCGCCUCGAGCACUACCGGAGGGCAAGCUGAUGCCAUUGCCAACUCCUCAACGACCCUGGUCGCACAUCGCGAUGGACUUUGUUACCGACCUACCAGAAUCAGAGGGCCAUACUGUAAUUCUCGUGGUCAUCGAUCGAUUCUCAAAGAUGUGUCGGUUAGUACCCAUGACCCGUUUACCUAACGCCACUCAGAUGGCGGAGACUAUGUUUAACCAGGUGUUCCGGCAGUUUGGUGUUCCAGAGGAUAUUGUUUCCGACCGGGGACCCCAGUUCGUAUCCCGGGUUUGGAAGGCCUUCUGCGAACGCUUGGGUAUCUCGGUGAGCCUCACCUCCGGAUAUCAUCCCCAGGCCAAUGGGCAGACCGAACGGCUCAACCAGGAAAUUGGGAAGUAUCUACGGCAACAAUGUUCGCGGCAGCCGCAAGAGUGGAGCCGAUUCCUUCCUUGGGCAGAGUAUGCUCAGAACUCACUCAUUCACACCUCCCUACGUCUAACGCCCUUUCAGUGUGUUCUAGGAUAUCAACCACCCCUGUUCCCGUGGGAUACCGCACCCGGGAUGGUACCGGCGGUGGACGAGUGGUUCCGUCGGAGUGCGCAGGUCUGGGAGACGGCCCAUCAACAUCUCAGUCAAGCCUCACAGCAGCAAAAGACCUAUGCCGACCGACGCCGGAGACCUACUCCCACUUAUCAAACCGGACAACGAGUGUGGCUGUCUACCCGAGACCUGCGGUUCCGACGGAGCUGCAAGAAGCUCCAACCCAGGUACAUUGGUCCUUUCAAAGUUCAGAGACGUAUUAACCCUGUCACCUACCGUCUGUUACUCCCUCGACACUACAGGAUAAACCCUACGUUCCACGUCUCCCUGCUGAAACCUGUUCAUUAUAGCCCGAGGUAUCCACCAAUCGCUCAACAACCUACUACACCACCUUUGGAGGAUGAACAGGACACCACCUAUACAUUCCACGAGAUACUGGAGUCAAGACGGAGACGAGGGGGCAUCGAAUAUCUCGUGGACUGGGAGGGAUAUGGACCGGAGGAACGGUCCUGGGUUCCUGCUAAGGACAUACUAGACCCCGCUCUCAAGGCCACUUUCCACGCUGGACACCCAGAUCAUCCCGGACCCCGACCCAGAGGAAGACCACCCGGUAGAGGUAGAAGGCCGUCAGGAGCCGGCCCUGGGGAGGGGGAUACUGUAAGGGAUCGGGGGAUGGCUGGGUCUAGACAGAGUCUGACACUUCCCCGAUCUACAGAGAGGGGGAGUCAUCAGACUCGAUCUGGUUCACCUGAGUUCUGAGCACACCUGUCCAUAAUUAGGGUAGGAUAUAAGGUGUGCUCAGAGGUUCAGUCGGUGCGAGGUAUUGUUCCUUUGUGACUUGCUAAGCGUUUUGUUCCGAGAGAGAGAGAGAGUUUGUUGUUUUGAUUACCCGUGUAUCCGACCUGUGCCUUGCUGUUUGACUCCCUGUAUUGCUUAAUCCUCUGCUUGUCUGCCCCAGUGAUUACCGUUCUCUGAUCCUGUGCCUGUGACCUCGACUACGACUAAGCCCGUUCCUUUGGUACCUCUGCCUGUCUAUGCCUGGCCCGGUUUUGACCAUAGCUGCCCGACCACGAUUAAGCUAUUCCCUUGUCUGUACUCUAAUAAAGCAUCGCUAUUCUGCGAUUGGAUCUUACCACUCUGUCCGAGUAUUCAUUACACAUUGCUAAUUUAGGAAAGGGAUGAUUUUAGCUAGCUAGCUAGCCACCGGAGGGCAACAACACAACAUGAUGUAACAAUUCAAAAACAUUUUCUGUCAAUGACGUUUGUCUUCUGAGGUGAUGUGAUUGGUCUGAAGCCAAAUCCAAACUGGCUUCCCUUCUUCUCACAGCUGAGCUCACUCAGUUUUGCUCAACACUGAUUGGCUAUUAUUAUUUUAGAAAAUUAUCAAGGCAGGCCAAAUGCUCGCUGACUUCCCUUGCAUUCAGUGCUACGGGCGGCAACCUAGUCAUACUCUUUUUGACCAGACAGCACCAGAUAGAUACGCUACACAUCCUGAGACAGAGGGGCUCUGUUUCAUUCGCUCUGAUUCUUUCUCCGGUGACAUACAUUCAGCCUCUUGUGAAUUGAAUGACAUUUAUGAAACACAGAGAGACGAAAGAUAAAUUAUUUUGUUUAUUUAUUUAUUGGUUAAUUUUAGGGGGAAGCCUGGCUUCCCUUGGCAUCCAUGAAUACACUCCACUGGGGAUCAUAGGCCUCUGUGUCUACUAUAAUGGCGUGAUGGGCAGUUUUGAAGAGAACAUCUUAGUUUAUAAAACCAACUCCUCAGCUGAACAAGAGCAGUUGCAGACCAAGUACAACGCCAUGACUAAAGACAGGGACCAGCUCCGGGUUGAGAGAGACGAUCUUCAAGCAAAGCACUCUGUGGUAGAACAACAUGUACAACAGGGAUAUAUGUAUUAUAUAAUUACAAUACAAUAUUACAGUACCAAUGUUUGUUUUCCUAUUAAAUUAAUAUGAGUUUCUUAAAGAGCAACUGCCCCGAAACACCAACUAAUCCCUUUGAAAACAGCCUAUGUGGCAUCGGUAUGAGUCAGAAACAUUUAUUCUAGUGUCAAAAUUUACUAUAAUCAAAAUAGUAUAAUUUUGGUCAUGAAGUCAGUUUAGUCUAAAACGGAGUUUGGAUCCUCAGUGCGUCACAAUGAGUAAAUGAAGGUUGGGUUUGGAUUAAAAUGACCCCUUUUGCCAAGUUCCACGUGCAAAUUUCCCCUCCGCCCUCUUCACUUCUCUUCAUGAUUAGCGGCUCCGUUGUUUCAUCGCUCCCAAUGCGCUCAAACAAAGGAUCACGGCCGUUUGGGACUGAAAAGCCCUAGCUAUAUGGAUUGACCAACUAUGGUUUGCAUGCCCUGCCGAAGGAUCCCCAUUAUGUGGAAUAGGUGGAGUUGGAGUUUGUUGGUCCCCUGUGCUGGAGAGUAUACCGGUAGCUAGACCAUAGACUGCUAUUUAUGUAUCUGGUUAUGUAUAUUUUGAUAAUCAUCACUAUCAUCGCUAGCAGAGCUGAUGUUAUCUAGCUACCUAGCUAGGUAGCUGGCUAACGUUAGCCUAUCUCAAUACAACUCGGAUAUGGCUUGGAAACAUGAUAACAUUUCAAAAGGCGGCAAAUAAUUAGUAGAAAACCUUUGGUCAUGAUUUUGAUGCUACCAGAUUGACUUUAGAUGCAGUAUAACUUUAGCCAGCUAACUAAGAUUGAGUGUACCACCGUAUUUGAGCUUGCUAACAUUAGCAUUGAUAGCUGUUUUCGAAGAACUUUGCUAGUAACCGUAAUGGCAACGUUACCAUCUCCCUAAAGUACAUUUGACGACAACAUAAUAUGCCAAAGUUGUUUCCUACUAAUUAUCUAGGGCACAAAUAAAUAUUGGAUGCAGCUAUGGUGGUACUAGCUAACUUAUGUCUGACUACAAUAGUGUACUAACUAGCACUGACAAACUCAAACCAACCCAGGGCCAUAGCAAAACAUGUCACAGUUUAUUUGCAUAGUGUAACAGCGUCACUGACCUGAAUCUAAUCCAACCCGGAGCAAGUCACUCUACAUCUGUAAAGAUUACAUUAUUUCUCGAGCUAUGUUUAUAAUUGAGGGAUGGUGACAAUUGUUGACCCUGUUUUCUGUUAGACAAAGUGCACAGUUGGGUGCCAGACUGAUCCACUGGUCAUGAACGGAUGCCAGGACCUACCAGAAGGAGCAAAGGUGGGAAUCAUAACGUGUCCAGCAAUGUGAUUGCAAUGGUUUAGCGACCUCCAAAAAUAAUUGAAUUCACUGUUCACUUGCUGAUGACACAGACAGCUUCAUCAACAACGACAGGUACUGUGUGUUAUGUGAAAAUUUGAUUUAAAAAAAUACCCUGCUUGAUAAACUAGUAGUCUAAUUCCUCAGCCAAGCAGAUACAACUAGUAGAGACAUUUUGGUUUUGAAGUGCAUUAGCAAAAAGCUUUGUCCUUUGUUUAGAAGAAAAUGCAACUUACCACAUGGCUGUCUAUGAUAUCACCCUGUCAUAGGCCCUCCCAGUCAACACCACCUCAUAAGAUUGCCUGCUGCAGUUGUUCGAGAGAUGUCCAGUUUGCAGCCGAACAUGCAGUGUAGAGAAGACCUGCAAGGGCUCUCAUCAGUAUCAUACUGGCCCCGUGUAGCUCAGUUGGUAGAGCAUGGCGCUUGCAACACCAGGGUUGUGGGUUUGUUUCCCAUGGUGGGCCAGUAUGAAAAUGUAUGCACUCACUAGCUGUAAGUCGCUCUGGAUAAGAGCGUCUGCUAAAUGAUGUAAUGCAGACAUGCCCUCACUGUGAGCAUUCCUAUGAAUGUAUGUAAACUGACAUUAUUUGUUGCUUAUUUUCUACUUCUUAGAUGCAUAUAAUGUCCAGGGCAUAAAAUAGCCUGGUGGAACCAGCCUGAUCACUGGGUUCACCAUUCUAGUCACAUAUUAUGAUAUCUGAAGUGAAAUAGAAAGGUGAACGCAGCGAUCAGGUUGGUUCCACCAGGCCAAUCAUAACCACCAUUGAUAAUAUAAUAAAUAAUAUGCCAUUUAGCAGACGCUUUUAUCCAAAGCAACUUAAAGUCAUGUGUGCAUACAUUUUUACGUAUGGGUGGUCCCAGGGAUCGAACCCACUACCCUGGCGUUACAAGCGUCAUGCUCUACCAAUUGAGCUACAGAGGACCACACAGUGUGUGUGUGUCUGUGUCUGUGUUUGUGUGUGUUUGUGUGUUGGUGUGUGACAGACCAGUAUCUUUGAUGAGAGGCCAGGAGCUAAUCUACACUGCUAUACCCAACAAUUGGGCUCUGGCAAAGACCUCACCUCCAGCCUCACCUCUUGCCUGCUCACCAACGGUCGUCGAUGGGGAGAACAAAAUUAGGUAUGUUUAGACUGACCUGUUCAAACUUCAACAUAUUAUAUGUUUGUGUGUCAGAUACAGAUGUCAGAUCUUAACUUGAUCACUCUUGUCGCUUUUUCCUGAUGCAUCAAUCAUUCAUAAUUGUAGUAAUGAAUAAAUUGACUACAUUUCUUGAAAUUGACAAUUCUGUGAACUGUCUUGUGGACGUUUCAAAUUGACACAAUACCUGUUAGCAAAGGUGUCAGCUAGAGAUGACGUGCAGUAGCUUGCAGGUUUUUGUAGUUUGCAUGAUGUCUACUGUUAUGCUAAUUAGCAUGUUCGAACCUGAAAGUAAAUAGAGCCGAAUAUAUUGAUAAAAGUCACCUUUUCCGAGAGAGAUUUACAUGGUUAUCAAAACGUCACACCAGGGUAAGCCUACACGAAACACAUCCCUUAUUUUAAGUGUUUCUAAAAUCCCCUAUAUGAAAAAAAUUGGUUUUAUGGGUAUUAUGACACCUCCACUGUGGGGCUCUAUUGCCCCCUAGGCAGAGGUGUUGACUCCAUUCACAUGACUUGGACUCGAGUCUGAAUCGAGUCACAAAUUUGAUGACUUGAGACUUCACUUGAUAGAAAAUAAAAUGACAUGACUUGGACUUGGGACUCGACUUUGACUUGAGACUGAUGACUUCAAAUUAUCUGGCCAGGUUUUGUAACGUUUUGUCAGUAUCUGUAUCGGCUGGGAAAGACAAUGAAAGAUGAAUGGUGCACAUUGUUAUAUUACCAGAACACUGUUUCUAUGGUAUUAUGUACAGGGUUGUUUAUUCUACAUGGACCUGUUACUACAUUUGAAAGUUAUCAAAACAGUUUAGAAUAUCUACAUAAAUUCAGCAAUUGCAUUCCACUCAUAUUACUCUGUAGGCUACUGACCUAUUCAAAGCUUCCUCCGGCAUCUCACCAUACAUCUGCCUGUAGUUAUUGAAUUCAACCUGCAGGAGGCUUGUUGUUUGUGAUUGAGUUGGGGGAAACAGCUGCAGGAAAGGUUCUGACAGAUGGCUGUGUCUUGGUGGUGGCAAAGACAUGCCAAAGAAACACCCACAUCAAACCACAACCCCUAGCCAACUCACAUUUGGCUUCUGUCAUGGCCGCCAGCAUUUUUUAAGGAGCAAGCCAAAAAACUAGGGGCAAAUUAGCGGGUGCAGUUCCCCUUUAAGUUUAAUGUAUUUGGUUUUACUGUAUUCGAUCUCUUGGAGAGACAUUUUAAUCAUAUUCAUCUUUCAAUAAAAAUAAUGUUCUUCACAAAUUGAGUCUGGACACUUUUAUUUUAUAAAAAACCAAAAACAAUUCCAAACAAAGUUAUCUAGUAGGUAGUGGACAUUUUGAUUCUUAGCAUACCCUCUCUUUCCUACACUGGACGACUGAUUUCUAUUUGUUUUGUCUCUACCAUUCCGUAGCCCAUGAUCCCUCUUUCCAUUGGUAUCGCCAGCUACCCUGCAUUUCAAUGAAGGCCCUGGUACUUACUCAACAUUCACCGUGCGACACUGUGAUUGUUACGGCUGAUGGAGGACUCAUCUCCUAACCCUUAUUAAUAGUGGCAACAGCGAACACCUAAAGCAUACCAUCACCAUCAGAUGAAUGGAUUUUAAUUGAUAAGAGCAAUGUUUUAAUUACAACCGGCUGGUUGAGUAGAUGAUGUCCUCACAGCUUGGGUAAUUUUUGGAGUUUACUUUGAACAUUUUGGGGUGGGAUAUGGCUUUGUUGGGAGGGCCUCUCAAUUUCCCAAUUCAUAGAACUUGCAUAAUACAGAUGCUUAGUUUUCAUGUCAAACCUACGGAUAGUUAAAGUGAAUAAAGCAAUAUCAACAACUGAAAUAUGAAAUGGAUCAAAGGCUAAUAAUGGUAGAAAGACAUUUUAAUUUGCCUAGAGUUCAGUUCUUUUAAGCGUUUAAAAUGUAUGGAGGGCAAAAGAAAAUCAUGCAGCACCUGAAUUACAUGCAUUGACAACUUCCUAAUCCAUUACUACAACAGAAUACUGUUCCUAUAUUCUAGUUCAGUCAAUAUUCAGUUAAUUUUUUUCAAUAAUAGGUAGAAACUACUGCACACCCAAAACACAUUAGUGAAGGUGCUGGAGGCAAAACGCAAAACUAGAGAAACAGGACAAAUGAAGUGAUACAAAAAAGUACAAUCAAUAUCACAAAGCAAAGAGGAACCAGCUAUUAAAAUACAACUGAAUAUAAAGAUGUGAGAACUCAAACUUCUGUUUUGAUUGCAAUUAAUUUUAAUUCAUUGUAAUUCACCAGUCUUCCUUGUAUGACAGUUUCGUGUCCAUUGGGUUUUAGUGACACACAUAUAGUAUGUACUAAUGCCAGAAACAAUGCACAGCUCUGACAGCGUACUGAAACUGUCAGAUAAAAUCACGGAGACAGUGGUAGACCAUGGAGAUGUCUGAUGAGAUACAGUUGAAGUCGGAAGUUUACAUACACUUAGGUUGGAGUCAUUAAAACUAGUUUUUCAACCACUCCACAAAUUUCUUGUUAACAAACUAUAGUUUUGGCAAGUCGGUUAGGACAUCUACUUUGUGCAUGACAUAAGUACAUUUUCCAAAUAUUGUUUACAGACAGAGUAUUUCACUUAUAAUUCACUGUAUCACAAUUCCAGUGGGUCAGAAGUUUACAUAUACUAAGUUGACUGUGCCUUUAAACAGCUUGGAAAAUUCCAGAAUAUGAUCUCAUGGCUUUAGAAUAUUCUGAUAGGCUAAUUGACAUCAUUUGAGUCAAUUGGAGGUGUACCUGUGGAUGUAUUUCAAGGCCUACCUUCAAACUCAGUGCCUCUUUGCUUGACAUCAUGGGAAAAUCAAAAGAAAUCAGCCAAGACCUAAUAGAAUAAUUGUAGACCUCCACAAGUCUGGUUCAUCCUUGGGAGCAAUUUCCAAACGCCUGAAGGUACCACGUUCAUCUGUAUAGACACCAUGGGACCACGCAGCCGUCAUACCGCUCAGGAAGGAGAUGCGUUCUGUCUCCUAGAGAUGAACGUACUUUGGUGCGAAAAGUGCAAAUCAAUCCCUGAACAACAACAAAGGACCUUGUGAAGAUGCUGGAGGAAACAGGUACAAAAGUAUCUAUAUCCACAGUAAAACGAGUCCUAUAUCGACAUAACCUGAAAGGCCGCUCAGCAAGGAAGAAGCCACUGCUCCAAAACCGCCAUAAAAAGCCAGACUACGGUUUGCAACUGCACAUGGGGACAAAGAUCGUACUUUAUGGAGAAAUGUCCUCUGGUCUGAUGAAACAAAAAUAGAACUGUUUGGCCAUAAUGACCAUUGUUAUGUUUGGAGGAAAAAGGGGAACGCUUGCAAGCCGAAGAACACCAUCCCAACCGUGAAGCACGGGGGUGGCAGCAUCAUGCUGUGGGGGUGCUUUUCUGUAGGAGGGACUGGUGCACUUCAGAAAAUAGAUGGCAUCAUGAUGAAGGAAAAUUAUGUGGAUAUAUUGAAGCAACAUCUCAAGACAUCAGUCAAGAAGUUAAAGCUUGGUCACAAAUGGGUCUUCCAAAUGGACAAUGACCCCAAGCAUACUUUCAAAGUUGUGGCAAAAUGGCUUAAGGACAACCAAGUCAAGGUAUUGGAGUGGCCAUCACAAAGCCCUGACCUCAAUCCUAUAGAACAUUUGUGGGCAGAACUGAAAAAGCGUGUGCGAGCAAGGAGGCCUACAAACCUGACUCAGUUACACCAGCUCUGUCAGGAGGAAUGGGCCAAAACUCACCCAACUUAUUGUGGGAAGCUUGUGAGAGGCUACCCAAAACGUUUGACCCAAGUUAAAGAAUUUAAAGGCAACACUACCAAAUACUAAUUGAGUGUAUGUAAACUUCUGACCCACUGGGAAUGUGAUGAAAUAAAUAAAAGCUUAAAUAAAUCAUUCUCUCUACUAUUAUUCUGACAUUUCACAUUCUUAAAAUAAAGUGGUGAUCCUAACUGAACUAAGACAGGGAAUUUCUACUAGGAUUAAAUGUCAGGAAUUGUGAAAAACUGAGUUUAAAUGUAUUUGGCUAAGGUGUAUGUAAACUAUCGACUUCAACUGUAUAUGCCAAUGUGGAGUUUGGCAUUGACAAUUGGGCAGCAGACAGGGUUGAGCGUCUUUAUACCAAUGAAAACACCAUCAAUUCUCAUGACUCCAGAAGCAAGACAAAGGACGUCUCCCCAAAGAACAGACCACAGGCUACAAACUCAGGUUCUGAGCGGAGACCCAUCAGAGCUGCUACUGUGUGUCUGGGGCUGCUGUGUGUUCUCCUACUGGCUGGGAUUGUAGGCCUGUUUGUCUAGUAUAACGGGGUAAUGGGCAGUUUUGAGGAGAACAUCUUAGUUUAUAAAACCAAUUAUUCGGCUGAACAAGACCAAUUCCAGACCAGGUACAGCGCCAUGACUCAAGAGACAGACCAGCUCCGGGUUGAGAGAGACCAGUUCAAGACCAUGUACUUCACUUGUGUGCCAUGCGGCAGCCGCUUAAAAAAAACACAUAUUUAUAGAUUCCAUGGAAGUUAG